Molecule: messenger RNA, 3507 nt
Organism: Girardinichthys multiradiatus
Lineage: Eukaryota; Metazoa; Chordata; Actinopteri; Cyprinodontiformes; Goodeidae
Gene: tbc1d25
Product: TBC1 domain family, member 25
Exons: 7
Coding region: 133-2829 (898 amino acids)
Biological process (GO): regulation of autophagosome maturation; activation of GTPase activity
Cellular component (GO): autophagosome
Molecular function (GO): GTPase activator activity
Source: RefSeq, a predicted model, not a curated record
UUCCCAGCAUGCACCACAACAGAAGGUCUCGUGACUCAAUGCUGCGUUCCUUGACAACUACAAAUUAAGAGAGAUAUAAUGAGAGAAAAAAGAUAGAGAGAAAGAAAGACAUAGAAUAGUUUUAUUCGGAAAAUGCAAUUUCUAAACUGCGCAACCCCGUUAAAGAACACGAUUUCAGAACAAUCUGAGAUAAGUACUUUAACCAGCAGAUGGCGGUGUUGCAAACACAAACUUCCAGUAAAGAUCGAAGCAGAAGGUGUUGGUGUCCAAAGGAGCUCGAAAUGUGAUGGGGCACUUCCCGUGGAGUUUCGCUCCUUUGCUGUUGAUCCUCAGAUAACAUCACUGGAGGUCCUACAGCACAUCCUCAUCAGAGCCUUCGACCUAAACGGGAAGCGGAAUUUCAGUGUUAGUUACCUAUCUCGAGAUCGCAGCAGCAUGGAAAUGUACCUGUCUCUGUUGUCUGACUGGGAUUUGGAUGUUGCGUUUAUGAGUGCAGCCAAACCCUUCCUGCAGCUCAAGAUGGAUGUGAAACCUUCUGAGGACAGUCCAGUAAUGGAGGACUGGGACAUCAUAAGCCCCAAAGAUGUGAUUGGCUCAGAGCUGCUUCUUGCAGAAAGAACCAGGUCUUUGGCAUCUGCAGCACUUCCCUUUACCCAGUCUCUGCUGUCCCAGGUGGGACGGACCCUGUCCCGAGUCCAGCAGGCCUUCACCUGGUCUUAUGGCGAGGAAAUCAAGCCUUUCAAACCUCCACUUAACGAUUCAGAGUUUCACAGCUACCUUAAUGGACAGGGUCAGCUGACCCGGCCGGAAGAACUCCGACUGCGGAUCUACCAUGGUGGUGUGGAGCCGUCACUGCGAAAGGUGGUUUGGCGGUACCUCCUGAAUGUGUAUCCUGAUGGACUGAGUGGUCAGGAGAGAAUGGACUACAUGAAGAAGAAGACAAGGGAGUACGAGCAGCUGAAGAGGGAGUGGACUGCCAGGGUCAGCCACGAGGAGCUGGAAUUUAUCCGUGGGAAUGUUUUGAAAGACGUCCUGAGGACAGACCGGGCUCAUCCAUACUAUGCAGGCUCAGAAGACAGUCCACACCUGACUGCCCUGACAGACCUGCUCACCACAUUUGCCAUCACACAUCCUCAGAUAUCUUACUGCCAAGGCAUGAGCGACAUUGCAUCACCUAUCCUUGCAGUAAUGGACAACGAAGCACAUACCUACAUUUGUUUUUGUGGCAUUAUGAAACGCUUAGAGGGGAACUUUCGGCCAGACGGGCAACUCAUGUCCAUUAAAUUCCAGCACCUAAAGCUGCUUGUGCAGUACUCUGAUUCUGAGUUCUACUCUUAUUUGGUGUCCCGGGGAGCUGAUGACCUAUUUUUCUGUUAUCGGUGGCUCCUCCUGGAGCUCAAGCGAGAGUUUGCGUUUAAUGAUGCUUUGAGGAUGCUGGAGGUUACUUGGAGCUCCUUGCCCCCGGAUCCUCCAGAAACUGAAGUGGAACUUCUUGGGCCGCUGCUAGAGGGAGAUGAAACAACAUCAUUCAAAGACGAGUCAGUUGUAAACUGCCUUAAAGGAGAUGAGGUCCAAAUAGAGAAACAGCGUAGACGACAUAUGCUGAGACCAUCAAGAGAGGAACCAGAUAUGAGCAGGAUUCCUAUCACUGAAGGGAAAGGGGCUCCAACUGUAGACUCUAGUAUAGAAAUUAAGGCUGUUGAAAAUGACACUUCUGAAGAAAUCAGAGAGAAGUCAAAUUUGCAGGGUUAUUGCUGUCAGAGACAAACCAGUUUUGGAGAGUUUGAAUACUACACAGCUCAAAGUGAAGGCAGCCUUGACAUGGAGGAUGCUGAGCAGCCUCAGGGUUUAAUGACUUUGGAACUAAUCAACCCAAGGCGGCUGUCCACAGCUGACAGCGAAAACGACCCUGGAGAACGAACACCUCUUAUUAGAAACUGUGACUAUGGUUUAUCUCCAGUGUCGUCGCACUCUGUUUUCACCAGUGGACUUCCCAUCUGGAAAACUGGCUCAUCCUCCUCUCCCACAUCUUCACCAGCAAACUCCAGCUGGCCAGUAGUUACUCCAGACUUUCCUGCAAUGUCUACAUCUUCAUCUGCAGCCAAUGGAAGUGAGACCCCACAAAGAACUGGCAAAAAAGUAUUAACUUCUUCAGCACCAGGUAUUAGCUCUCCAACAGCUAAUUCUGUAAAAACAUCCGUUAUCUCUCCAUCUCACACUCAGACUAGAUCCUUUCUCUCCUCACCCAUUCAGUCAUUUGGCGGAGGCUCCUCACUGACUGGCAGCAGGUUCUCAGCUAACAACCUCCCUUCGCCUGGCAACACAUCCCCCAGCACCAAAGCUAACACACCAAGCUCUUUAAAAACUGAUAGCACCAAACCAUGCUCUUUGCCACCUCCUCAUGAAUUUGGCAAAGGGAAUCCCUUCAUGCUUUUCUUGUGCCUGUCCAUCUUGCUGGAGCAUCGGGAUCACAUCAUUAAGAACAACAUGGACUACAAUGAGAUAGCCAUGCACUUUGAUCGCCUGGUGCGACGCCACAACCUCAGCAGGGUGCUACAGAGAGCUAAGACCUUGUUUGCAGAUUAUUUACAAAGUGAAGUCUGGGACUCUGAAGAAGGGGACGAGGUUAGCUCAGACUCCCCUACAACAGCUGCUCCACAAUCCCCCUCUUUAACCAUCUCCGCCAGACCAAUUUACAGACCACUAGCUUCGCCUCCAUUAUCGCCAAACUCCACUUAUAACCUGGCCACUACCAUUCCCUCCCCUUCAGCUGAAGUCUCCCUCUCUCCUGUAUCCCGACUCUGUCCUGCAUCAGCGAAUCUUCAGUGAAUUCCUCAGUAGACUCUUGGUAUCCCAUUGGAGAUGUAGAUUUCUUUCAGACAGCCUCCCAUGUUCAAUUGGGUUGUGACUAAUUUUCUCAUGUUAUCUAUGCCUGAUUACAUGUAUUCCCUGUAUCAGUCAACAUCAAGUUUCAUUUUUUAGGGAUCUGUCAGAAAUGUGGGCCUUAAAAGUCUUUAUUGGUGUUUGUUUCCUCACAGAUUGUCGAAGCAUGAAAUUCAUAUUUAGUCUAUCUGCAUUCUUUUGCUCAAUGGUUUAUCUACUCUGUGCAUUCAGCCUUUUAUUUAUGCCUUUGCUUAAAAGUUCAUGUUAAGCCAUCUCAGAAGUGUCUUACCUGCAACACUGAAAAUACCAAGUUCAAAAUCACAAGAGAAUAUCCAAAAUCUGGCUACAUUAAACACAAAACUAAAGUUGCUAAUAGAAGAACUUUCAUAUCUGAUAUCUUUGUCUUUUUAUGAUCCUUACGCCAACUGCUGUACUAUUGGAUUUAAUAGUAUACUGUUUAGGGUCUAACUCAUAGGCUGUAUGCAAGAAAUGGAUGUAGCCACUGUGAUGUUGACCGUGGCUUUGUAUAUAUUAUCCUAAUUCUAUUAAUACAUUAGGGCUGCAGGAUAUCAGGAAAACUUGUAAUUGUAUGUAAAUGAACAGUAUAAAUUAAGACUGACUCAA